AUGAACCGCUUUCUCCUUCUUUUAUUUUUCCUUCCCGGAGGAAUAUGGUGUGACCAUCCUUUGAGUUCGGAAGAGAAACAGUACUGGAAGGCUAAUUGCGGAACCAAACCAUACCAUCCGAAAAGUCGUAGUAUUGCCGGAGGACAACCAAUUGAUGGCAAUGCAGCUCCAUGGGCGGUUCGUGUAGAUUCAACGGGAUCGUGUUCUGGGACAAUCAUCUCAUCAAGGCACAUUCUCACCGCUUCUCACUGUUUCAUGGAAGAUGCAUCGAAGUUGACUCCCAUAUUGCAGCAAGCGAAUCAGACGUGCUCUGGUUUGGAUUGGGUUUUAUAUCCGGGCAGCAGUUGGUUCAGUAUCACAGACUCGUAUGGAAGACUUCUGUCAAACAGAGUUUCUCGGGUCAUCAUGAUGAAUUAUUGCUUCCAACCGGCAAGCUUCCGAAACGAUGACAUCAUGAUCUUAGAGCUCAGUGAAAACAUCCAAUUCGAUGAUUACGCCUAUCCUGCUUGUGUUUCAAGCUGGAACUGGUUUAACACGGACGGUCAAGGAACUUCCCGGCUGAGAAACGGCGUUUUCCAGAUUACUGAUUACGACAAUCAAGGACGUUUUAUUGGGCUCAACGGACAACCUUGGGGAGUCAAUACACGACCGGGCGAUAGCGGAGGAAGUUUGAUCCAUUAUGACAAUGGUCGAUAUUACGUAAUCGGAGUGAGCAGUACAGGCUCCUACACAGGAUUCAGGGCCAGAGCUUCCUCAGUUUACGCACAUUUCGGCCAAAUCUGCUCGUACACCGGAGUUUGUUGA
Messenger RNA from Caenorhabditis briggsae, 804 nucleotides. The transcript has 7 exons. The record is from RefSeq and is a predicted model, not a curated record. NCBI's taxonomy places the organism in Eukaryota, Metazoa, Nematoda, Chromadorea, Rhabditida, Rhabditidae. Gene Ontology annotation, molecular function: serine-type endopeptidase activity. The coding region runs from base 1 to 804 and encodes 267 amino acids. Gene Ontology annotation, biological process: proteolysis.